AAUUUCUCUCACUACGAAGCUUCCUGGAAAUUCACCAUGGCAUCCUCCCAUUUAACCUCCAUCUUCUUCCUCUCUCUCCUUACACUUAUCUCUUCUUCUUCAUUCUCCAUUUCACUUUCUCAUCCUCCAUAACAAUGAAGCUCCUCAAAAACUUCCCCAAAAAGCUCUUCAACUACAAAAAAACUCGUUCCAUAUCCAGAUCUCAAACCUCAUCCUUCGGAUCCUCCUCCGAUUCCGAUUCCCAUCCCCAUCCCCAUCGCGGGUUUAGAAAACCCACCGGAUCAUCCACUCCAACCAGCGUCUUACCCAACGAAAUCUCCGCUGCGGAAGUAGGUUACGCUGAGCUAAUCCAUGCGUUUCACAUGAUGGACACUGACGGCGACGGUAAGAUAAGGAAGGAAGAGCUGGAAGCGAUUUUAAGCAGAGUCGGAACUGAACCGCCGAGUAAGGAAGAACUCAUGUUGUUGCUUGAAGAAGUUGAUGUAAACGGAGAUGGAUGUAUUAGUUUACAGGAAUUCGGAGCUAUUAGCUCGGCGUUUGGACCGCCAGCGUGUGAUUCCGAGCUGAGAGAUGCUUUUGAUUUCUUCGACGCCGAUCACGACGGGAAGAUCACGGCGGAUGAGCUGUUUCGCGUGUUUAGACAGAUCGGAGAUUCACGGUGCACGUUAGAGGAGUGCCGGCGUAUGAUAAAAGGUGUGGAUAAAAAUGGUGAUGGGUUUGUAUGCUUCGAGGACUUUUGUGUUAUGAUGGAACAGCAGCAGAGAUGUUGAUAAGUAAUUGGUGAUCGUUUGAUUCUCCUUUUUUUUUUUCGAUAUCGGCGAAAAGUGUGUAUUUUAAGGGUGGGGAUUAAUUAGGAUCUAAUCAACGGCUAGGAUUGAUCUAUUUUGGAGGUUGUACCAAAGUUAUUAUAAUCUCGUAAAUACAUGUGAGAACAAAUUCCCUCUCUUUUUUACCCCUGAAACCGAAAUGGAAUUGGCUUAUUAUACAUAUCAAUUUCAAACAUAUAUGUAAUUUAAGUUUUAUGUUCCGUGGAGAAUCUAUCGAAAAUAAUUUUAUUGUUCAA
Messenger RNA from Solanum stenotomum, 1063 nucleotides. RefSeq names its product probable calcium-binding protein CML36. Gene Ontology annotation, molecular function: calcium ion binding. Bases 135 to 770 code for a protein of 211 amino acids. The transcript has a single exon. The record is from RefSeq and is a predicted model, not a curated record. Lineage: Eukaryota; Viridiplantae; Streptophyta; Magnoliopsida; Solanales; Solanaceae.